Messenger RNA from Heteronotia binoei (common prickly gecko), 2943 nucleotides. Its product is annotated as zinc finger protein 709-like. The transcript is spliced from 7 exons. Gene Ontology annotation, molecular function: RNA polymerase II cis-regulatory region sequence-specific DNA binding; DNA-binding transcription activator activity, RNA polymerase II-specific. Bases 175 to 2943 code for a protein of 922 amino acids. The record is from RefSeq and is a predicted model, not a curated record. Gene Ontology annotation, cellular component: nucleus. Lineage: Eukaryota; Metazoa; Chordata; Lepidosauria; Squamata; Gekkonidae. Gene Ontology annotation, biological process: regulation of transcription by RNA polymerase II.
GCAGAACUCCGGAGAACUGGGGUGGGGCUUGCAGAGAAGCUGCAGCUGGAGGGAAAAGGCUUGCAGCAGCCGGAUCCCGGGAAAGUUUACUUGCAAGGAGAAGCCUCCCUUCAUAGCCAAGUGAAUAAAGGCAGCUUUUCAGAGACGGAGGUGACUCAAAAGAAGGUGAAGGAGAUGGAAGAGCAAGACUCAGAAGGACCUGGAGCUGGCAAGAGAGCAAGGAAGAGUCCCCAUUCCAUCUCAUCUGGAAGUGGUGCUGAAUUCUGGGAAAGAGCUGUUCCAGAGGUCCUGUCUAAAGAAACAACGACCUCAGAUGUACUCUGCCAACACUUCCGGCAGUUCCGCUACCAUGAGGCCGAUGGGCCCCGAGAGGUUUGCAGCCAGCUCCAUGGACUUUGCAUCCAGUGGCUGAAGCCGGAGAGGCACACCAAGAAGCAGAUCGUGGACCUGGUGAUCCUGGAGCAGUUCCUGACUCUCCUGCCCCAGGAAAUGCAGGGCUGGGUCAGAGGAUGUGGGCCGGAGACCAGUUCCCAGGCGGUGGCCCUGGCCGAAGGUUUCCUCCUGAGUCAGGCAGAGGAGAAGAGGCAGGCAACACAGAUGCGGGGACCACCUUUGGAGAUGGAAGCUGCAAUCCCUGAGGAAGAAGGAGCUUCCUUGGAGCAGGGGCAGAGGGUGCCGGUGGUGGAGCGUGCCCAAGACGCCCUCUCCUGUGGAACAGGCAGUGAACAGAUGCUCUUGAGCCUUCGUCUUUUCAGAGGGGUGGAGACGGCUGCUGAACCUGCAAUCCAGGGUCCCUUUUCCUUGGAGGAGGUGUCCGUCUCUUUCACGGAGGCAGAAUGGGCCCUGCUGGAUCCGGGACAAAGAGCUCUGUACAGGGAAGUCAUGCUGGAGAACUAUGAGAAUGUGGCCUCUCUGGCAGAGGAUGAUCACAGGAAUGAGGAGUCCAAGGAAUUUUAUCAGCAACUGCCAGUAAGAAUUAAAAAUGAAGACUUGAAAGAAAAAGUCAGGAAUCGAGGCAGCCCUACCAGAACGAAAGGGAGUCAUAUGGUUGAGAAGAGAGAUGGAAGACAGAGUAAGGUACAUUUGCCAAAGGACAGAAUAAUGAAGGCAAAUAAAUCUGUUCAGUGUGGAAAGUACUUCAGAAAUAGAUCACAGCAGCAUCACAGUACCCACACAGGGGAGAAAUCUUUUGAAUGUUCAGAGUGUGGAAAGAGAUUCAGUAAAAGCGGCAGUCUUCAGCAGCAUCAGAGAACCCACACAGGGGAGAAACCUUUUGAAUGCUCAGAGUGUGGAAAGAGAUUCAGUCAGAGAAGCCAUCUUCAAUUGCACCAAAGAACCCACACAGGAGAGAAACCUUUUGAAUGCUCAGAGUGUGGAAAGAGAUUCAAGGAGAGGGGGAAACUUCAACAGCAUCAGAGAAUUCACACAGGAGAGAAACCUUUUGAAUGCUCAGAGUGUGGAAAGAGAUUCAACCAGAGGGGGAAACUUCAACUGCAUCAAAGAACUCACACAGGAGAGAAACCUUUUAACUGCCUAGAGUGUGGAAGGAGAUUCAGUACGAGUGGCAGUCUUCAGCUGCAUCAGCGAACCCAUACAGGAGAGAAGCCUUUUGAAUGCUCAGAGUGUGGAAAGAGAUUUAGUCAGAGAAGCCAUCUUCAGUUGCAUCAAAGAACCCACACAGGAGAGAAACCUUUUGAAUGCUCAGAGUGUGGAAAGAGAUUCAAGGAGAGGAGGAAACUUCAGCUCCAUCAGAGAACUCACACAGGGGAAAAGCCAUUUCAAUGCUCAGAGUGUGGAAAGAGAUUUAGCAUGAAUCACAAUCUUAAAGUGCAUCACAGAACGCACACAGGAGAGAAACCUUUUGAAUGCUCAGAGUGUGGAAAGAAAUUCAAGCAGAGGGGGAUACUUCAAUUGCACCAAAGAACCCACACAGGAGAGAAACCUUUUAACUGCCUAGAGUGUGGAAGGAGAUUCAGUACGAGUGGCAGUCUUCAGCAGCAUCAGAGAACCCACACAGGGGAGAAACCUUUUGAAUGCUCAAAGUGUAAAAAGAGAUUCAGUCAGAGAAGCCAUCUUCAAUUGCACCAAAGAACCCACACAGGAGAGAAACCUUUUAACUGCCUAGAGUGUGGAAGAAGAUUCAGUAUGAGUGGCAGUCUUCAGCAGCAUCAGAGAACCCACACAGGGGAGAAACCUUUUGAAUGCUCAGAGUGCGGAAAGAGAUUCAGUCAGAGAAGCCAUCUUCAGUUGCACCAAAGAACCCACACAGGAGAGAAACCUUUUAACUGCCUAGAGUGUGGAAGGAGAUUCAGUACGAGUGGCAGUCUUCAGCAGCAUCAGCGAACCCACACAGGGGAGAAACCUUUUGAAUGCUCAGAGUGUGGAAAGAGAUUCAGUCAGAGAAGCCAUCUUCAGUUGCACCAAAGAACCCACACAGGAGAGAAACCUUUUGAAUGCUCAGAGUGUAGAAAGAGAUUCAAGGAUAGGGGGAAACUUCAAGGGCAUCAGAGAAUUCACACAGGAGAGAAACCUUUUGAAUGCUCAGAGUGUGGAAAGAGAUUCAACCAGAGGGGGCUACUUCAACUGCACCAAAGAACUCACACAGGAGAGAAACCUUUUAACUGCCUAGAGUGUGGAAAGAGAUUUAAGGAGAGGAGGAAACUUCAGCAGCAUCACAGAACUCACACAGGGGAAAAGCCUUUUCAAUGCCCAGAGUGUGGAAAGAGAUUUAGUGUGAAUCACAGUCUUAAAGUGCAUCACAGAACGCACACAGGAGAGAAACCUUUUGAAUGCUCAAACUGUGGAAAGAAAUUCAGUCAGAGUGGCCAUCUUCAAUAUCAUCAGAGAACCCACACAAGGGAGAAACCUUCAGAAUGUUUGGAAGUUGUUAGCCAAAUCGCCCUCAAACAAGAGAAUCCAUACAAGGAUGAAACUUUCCUAUAG